CCCUCUGUACCCAAGCUGGCACCACUGUCUCCUUCCUUCCACACUUCAACUACUAGAUCACUACUUCUACUAAAUACUAAUCUCCUCCAAAAUCUCAAAAACCCUAACCCUAAUCUCCCUCCAACCCCCUCUGUAAAUACACCACCGCACCAUUUUUCUUCACUUAAAGAGAAAAACAAAAACCUAGCUCUCUCUCUUCAUCACUUCACCUCCCAUGCUUUGACUCAGACAAUUCCACACACGCUAAACAAACAUGCUGCUACACCUGAUGUGCUUCCUCCUCCUCUCGUUGCUCUCAUUCACCACGUGCUCCAAUUCGUCGCGGCCUUCCGUCUACGACGUGCUGCGGGCCCACGGGCUUCCGAUGGGCCUGCUGCCCAAGGGCGUAGUCGACUUCGAAGUCGACGACGAUGGCCGGUUCCAGGUGCACCUGGAUCAGGCCUGCAAUGCCAAAUUCGAGAGCCAGUUGCAUUACGAUAGGAACGUCUCGGGGACGCUGAGUUUCGGGCAGAUCGGAUCCUUGUCGGGUAUUUCGGCCCAGGAGCUGUUCCUCUGGUUCCCUGUUAAAGGAAUCCGGGUCGACGUGCCCAGCUCCGGCAUCAUUUACUUCGAUGUCGGCGUCGUUUAUAAGCAAUUCUCCUUGUCUCUAUUCGAAACUCCGCCGGAUUGCACCGCUGCCACCACCUCCGUCGAAGCCAUUGGAACCGUGUUCGAGGACGAAUCGGGGAAAUUGCGGUACAAGCUUGAUCAUGAACUUGUUGGGAGAGAUUUUGUGUAGAGUUUUGGAGGGGGAGGAGAGGAGGUGUUUUGAAGGUGUGGUCUAGAUUAGUUUUGUUGGUUGGUUGAGUGGUUUUAUUUUUAGUGGCCAGUGAAUUCGAUUGGAACCCAAGAUUGGAGGAGGCAAAGUUAUUUCCAGUCAGUUUUGUGUCACAAAAGCGCAAAAGGUUGAGUGAGGCAGAAGCCAUUGAUCAGAUGAAGCCCAAAUCAGGUCUCUAAACUUUGAACUUGAAGGACUCUGUUUCAAUUGUCAGAAAGAGUUUGAGCAGAGGUUU
Messenger RNA from Prunus avium (sweet cherry), 1052 nucleotides. Lineage: Eukaryota; Viridiplantae; Streptophyta; Magnoliopsida; Rosales; Rosaceae. The record is from RefSeq and is a predicted model, not a curated record.